CAUCCUGUAUUUAGGACUGUUUUGUCAGCCGUAAGCUUCACUUUUGUCCAGUUCCUUCAUGUUCACUUCACUGUCAGUGUGAAAACUACUCUAUAGAGAGAGAGACUGACGGUCUCAACAACCAACUCAGGAUGUUUGUUCUCAUUUGGGCGACUCUGCUUUUCUCUGUGAAGGACAGCAAUGCAGACACAGGUGCAUCACAAAAAAGAAGAUUAUGUUAUGGUGGUUCUUACUGCAUCACUUUGAUUGACGGAGAAAUAAGAGCAGAAGCUGGACUCUGUGUUGUCAUACCGUGCUCUUUCACCACCAAUUGGAGGUUUACUCCCCAAAGUAUUGAUUGGUUCAAAUGUGAGCCAAACACAAGAUGUAGUGAUUCAGAUGUUAUAUUAAACAGCGACAGAGGAGUAGUUCAGCCUGGGUUCAUAGGUAGAGUAACACUGCUGGAGUCUGACAUUUCUCAGAGGAACUGCAGCAUCAUCAUCGACGACCUCACUGCCUCAGACUCUGGAUCGUAUCAGCUCAGAGUCAACGGUGUCAGUUUUUCGAACCCGGACAGAUAUCAGUAUCCUUCAAAAGCAACUGUUUCUGUUCAAGAUCUGACUCAGAAGCCCACAAUGAUGAUUCCUCCUCUGAAGGAGGGACAGCAGACCACACUGAGCUGCACUGCUCCUGGUCUCUGCUCUGGAUCUGUUCCUGAAAUCACCUGGAUGUGGAGAGGAGGAGGAGUAAAUGACACCCAUAUCACAGGAAACAUCUCUGCUGUCAAGACUGAGAAUCUGAGACACAGUUCAACUUCGACCUUUACACCCUCAGCUGAGCACCAUGGCACUGAUAUUACCUGUAAGGUCAGCUUCACAGGCGGGAUGACAACAGAGGAGACAGUGACUCUGAAUGUAACCUAUGUAAAGGAAGUUAAAGUCUCAGGGAAUACACGUGUGAGGGAGGGUGAGACUCUGAAUCUGACCUGCAACAUUGAGAGUUUCCCUCCAUCUCUCAUCACAUGGACAAAACUCUCUGAUAAAAACAUGCAAAGGGGAACAGAAACAAAUCUGCAAAACAACGCUUCAACCAUCCAGGAGAACCAAACUGCAACCUGCCUUCAGGAAGGAGUCGGAGAGGUGACUUUAUCUAUCUCUAAUGUGACUGCAAAGGAUUCAGGACUGUACGUCUGCACAGCAAAACAUCUGAACAACACCCUGAUGGAAGAAGCUGAUGUUAAAGUGAUAUAUAUGAAAACGCCUGUAAUCACUGGGAAUGUGUCUCUUAAUAGAGGAGACGCUCUGAAUCUGACCUGCAGUGUGGAAAGUUUUCCUCUGUCUCAUAUCACUUGGACUCUUCCUCGUUCUGACACUGACCUGCAGAAUGACACCGGAUCAUCCACACUCAUCAUCAGUAAUGUGAAGGCAGAAAACUCUGGAAGAUACAUCUGUACAGCAAAACACCUGAACUCGACCGUCACUGUAUUCUCUGAUGUUUCUGUGACUUGGUUUCCAAGCAUCUUUAAAAACUCUGGAUGUGAGAUUCAGUCGAGGGUCUUGACUUGUGUUUGUCUCAGUGAAGGUUUUCCUUUACCAACCAUCAAAUGGCCGCUGUUGAAGAACCAUACUCAGUACUCUGUCAUUACUGCUGUGACAAACCACAUAGUCAACAGCACUCUCACACUAACUGUACAAGACCACAGCAACACUUCUGCUGAGUGUGUCAGCAGCAAUGAAAAUGGAGAAGUCAAAGAAAGCCUCACCAUCCUGAUUAACAUGCCAGAAAAACAAGCAGAUCAGUCCUGGGGAUCAAAAAUAUUUUCAUGGCUGGAAGUCCUCCUUGCAUUUUUACUGGGUGUACUUCUGACAGCUGUCCUUUGUCUUUUGGCAAAAAAAUGCCACAGACAAAGACAGAUGACCUCUGGAAAUCUGAAUAAGACUUUGGAGAUGGUGACCAGCCAAGAAGAUCCACUGAUAGAUGCCGGUCAAGAAGCAGAAGAUGAUCACACCUAUGAUCAAGAGGUAACAGAAGGAGGAGAGGCUGUGGCAGAGGAGAAAACCACCUCCGAUCCGGAUGUAGGACCAAAAGACGUGGAGUACGCCAGUAUUGAUUUCACAGUGCUGAAAAGAAAGACAGUAAAGAAGCAAGAGACCACAGAGACCACAGAGACAGAGUACGCUGAAAUUAAGAAAGAAGGAAAAGAGCAAAGAGAAAACCAUGAUGGGAUAAAUGGUGAAAUGAUGCAGGGAAAAGAAGAGGAGGUGUUGAUAGGGGAGGAAGAAGAGACAAAAAUACAUGCCUUAGAAGAAGAGGAUGAUGCAACAGUAUACUCCACUGUGAAGGAUGUACUAGAUGAGAUUUGAAGACUUUAUUGUUGACUUGUUUUGAGGUGAUGUUUCAGGAUCAGAUGUGAAAAAUUAAUGUUAUGAACUUAUGAUGGACAGAGGUGGCUAGUAACGAGUUACAUUUACUCCGUUACAUGUACUUGAGUAGUUUUUUCAAAAAAUUGUACUUCUGAGAGUAUUUGUU
Notolabrus celidotus (New Zealand spotty) is the source of this 2508-nucleotide messenger RNA. Its product is annotated as sialic acid-binding Ig-like lectin 10. The transcript has 9 exons. The record is from RefSeq and is a predicted model, not a curated record. The coding region runs from base 132 to 2342 and encodes 736 amino acids. Lineage: Eukaryota; Metazoa; Chordata; Actinopteri; Labriformes; Labridae.